AUGAGUAAGCGGUUUGAUGUUUGGUAUCACGACCCCCGUGAAGUUGCACAGAACAUCCUGGCUAACCCUGAUUAUGUCAACAAGUUUGAUUAUUGCCCGUUCCGCGAAUUUUCGGUCAACAAAGAUGAACGUCGCUUCCAGGACUUCAUGUCAGCUGAUUGGGCCUGGCAGCAAGCGGAUAUCAUCGCCACUCAUCCAAGCAAUCUCAGAGCAAUGUUUGUGCCCAUAAUACUUGGAACAACCAAGGAACAUGCAGAGACAGAAGAAUUUCGCAAUUUCCGGUGCCAGAUCUUCCAUUCUUCACUCGCGAAGAUACUCGACAUGCUCAAAGAUGCCAUGUCAAAGCCCAAGAUUGCACAUUUCGGCAACAGCCAUUAUCAACGUGUUGUUUAUGGAUUAGGUCCAUAUAUCGUGGACUAUGAGGAGCAGGUGUUACUUAUGUCUAUCAUGAGGAGAUGGUGUCUGAGGUGUCUUGCUCCAUGUCAAAGCCCAAACAAUGAUGCCCUUUGCCAAUGCAAGGCACACAGAGAGGCCCUCUUUGAAGAGGAUAUAUUCAGUAGUGUGCUGCGGAGUGAUUUCGGUAUUGUUGGUGAAGUUGUGCCUUUUACAAACGACUUCCCUCGUGCCGAUAUCCAUCAACUUAUUGCACUAGAUCUCCUUCACCAGAUCAUCAAAGGCUGCUUCAAGGACCAUCUAGUUGCAUGGGUGGAGAAGUACCUCCAUCAUAUUCACGGAAAAUGUGAGGCAGAGUGCAUUAUGGAUGAUAUUGACCAACAUCUGGCUGCUGCUGUUCCAUUCACUGGCUUGCGGCAUUUCCCGCAGGGCCAUGGAUUCAAGCAGUGGACUGGGGAUGACUUGAAGGUGCUCAUGAAGCAUUCGAUGAAGCACUACCCUGACCUUAUCCGUCUUUUCGGUGCUCCGAAUGGGCUCUGUUCCUCUAUGACAGAGAACAAACAUAUCAAGGCUGUGAAGCAACCGUGGCGUUGGUUGAACAGGUACAAUGCACUUGGGAAAAUGCUUGUAACAAAUCAAUGGCUCGACAAACUUGCCGCCUUGCGCAUAGACUUUACCAAACGCGGUAUGCUCAACAGUACAUGUCUUACAGAUGCCCUACAUACUGAAGGCAGUACCGAUAACGCACCUGAUGCACGCGUGAAUACCACUGUUCCUGAUGUUCAGAUCGAAUCUGGUGCCAACUUGGAUGAUGGCAAGAUUGAUGAUGGGCCAACGGAGGUUGAGGCUCAGAAUGCAAAUGUGCGUGCACCGUGCCAGCACUUGCUAUCAAGCUGUCUAUUCCGCACUUACAAGAACUUGUUGGGAGGUUCCUAUUUGAACAGCUUCAUCCUCGCAACCUUCAUGACCAUGCAACCAUCCCAGCCGAGAGCUUCCCAGUCUAUGAUGGCAAAGUCUCGGUGGUCAAUUCAGCGUCAUCAAGAUUCUACGCACCCAGUGACCCAAGUGAGAUGGGAGGAAUGCACAGAGAACACAUUUGAUCCUGCCUGA
This is a messenger RNA of Suillus paluster, 1503 nucleotides long. RefSeq lists its product as uncharacterized. The coding region runs from base 1 to 1503 and encodes 500 amino acids. The transcript is spliced from 8 exons. NCBI's taxonomy places the organism in Eukaryota, Fungi, Basidiomycota, Agaricomycetes, Boletales, Suillaceae. The record is from RefSeq and is a predicted model, not a curated record.